Sabethes cyaneus is the source of this 963-nucleotide messenger RNA. It is a transcript of the gene Prosbeta7, whose product is annotated as proteasome subunit beta type-4. Lineage: Eukaryota; Metazoa; Arthropoda; Insecta; Diptera; Culicidae. The coding region runs from base 100 to 912 and encodes 270 amino acids. Gene Ontology annotation, cellular component: proteasome core complex. The record is from RefSeq and is a predicted model, not a curated record. The transcript is spliced from 3 exons.
GCUCAAAAUUGUAAACUCAUUGCUUGUGCUGGUAGCAUUUCAGUUGUGUAUAAAAUUGUUAAAAAUACGUGAAAUUGAACUUUAUAACCAGCACGCAAAAUGUAUCCUGCAUCAUCGCUGAACGUUGCUCCAUUUUGGAGUAAUGGACCAAGUCCCGGUGCUUUCUAUAACUUUCCAGGAAUCAGUUCCGGUGGCAGCGCUGUUUCGACGGUUCCGGAAACUCCCGGUGUAUUUGGAACUCAACGUUCCUAUACACCUAUCAACACGGGAUCAUCGGUUGUUGGACUAAAAUUUGCCAACGGAGUAGUUAUUGCUGCCGAUAAGCUGAUUUCUUACGGUUCCAUGGCUCGCUUCCAUGAUGUGGAUCGAGUUUAUAAAAUCAACGAUAAGACAAUUCUAGGAAUCGGUGGCGAUUUCGCAGAUUUCCAAUUUAUCAAACGUUACAUUGAUCAAAAAGUUGUGGACGAUAUGUGCUUGGCCGAUAAAAAUGAGCUGAAGCCCAAAUCUCUGUACAACUGGCUUACGAGAGUGAUGUACAAUCGUCGAUGCGAUUUUAAACCACUUUAUUUGGACAUGGUUGUUGGAGGUAUACAGGAUGGAGAACCUUUCCUUGGACAUGUUAAUCUUCGUGGCCGUGCAUAUACAAGCAACGUUAUUGCGACAGGCUUCGGUACGCACCUGGCCUUACCAUUAUUGCGUGAAUAUUCGGAAAAUCCAACAGCCUAUGCUGGUCUAGAUAAGCAAAAAGCUACAGAUCUUACUAAGAGUGUAAUGGAAGUACUGUGGUAUCGCGACUGCCGUAGUGACCCGAAGUAUUCGCAAGUAUUCUGCACUGCCGAAGGAGUUCAGGAGGAGCCUAACUGCUUUGUCAAGCAGAACUGGGAUUUGGCGACACUCAUUAAAGGCUACUAAUAGGUUUGGCUACGUUUUAUUAUAUUUUUAGAAAUACAAUAAAAUCAUCUA